UUCGCCUAGUCACCAAAAGCAUAUGCCAACCAAGCAGGCUACAGUGUUAAAACAUUUUGUCACCUCAGACGAUCUGUCUUUUUUGUGUGUGUGUAAAAGUUCAGACUACUUUUCCUUACUAAAAUGGAGUCUGCUUUUGAUAACCUGGAUGCAGCUGGUUUCCUGGAAAUCUGGCAGCACUUUGAUGCAGAUGAUAAUGGCUACAUUGAGGGCAAAGAGCUCGAUGACUUUUUCCGUCACAUGAUGAAAAGACUGCGUCCACAGGAGAAAGUCACUGAAGAGGACGUCCAGAAUUUGAAGAAAAGGUUUAUGUCUGCCUAUGAUGUCACUGCUGAUGGGAAACUACAGAUUCAGGAGCUGGCCCAUAUGAUCCUGCCUGAUGAUGAAAACUUCCUUUUAGUUUUCCGCAGGGAAAAUCCUCUGGACAAUACUGUUGAGUUCAUGAAGAUAUGGAGGAAGUACGACGUCGACUGCAGUGGCUACAUAUCGGCUCAGGAGCUGAAGGCUUUCCUCAAAGACUUGUUUGAGCUUCACCACAAGGAAGUGUCACCGGACAAGCUGGAGGAGUACACUGACACAAUGAUGAAAAUCUUUGACAAAAACAAGGAUGGACGGUUGGAUCUGAAUGAUCUGGCCAGGAUCUUGGCUUUAGAAGAGAAUUUCCUUCUCCAGUUCCAAAUGGAUGCCUGCAGUAAAGAGGAGAGAAGAAGAGACUUUGAGAAGAUCUUUAACCACUAUGAUGUUAGUAAGACGGGAGCACUUGAGGGUCCUGAGGUUGAUGGCUUUGUCAAGGAUAUGAUGGGGCUGGUCAGGCCUAACAUCACGGGUCCUGAGCUGGACAAGCUGCGAGCCGUUCUGCUGCGUCACUGUGAUGUCAACAAGGAUGGAAAGAUCCAAAGGAAUGAGCUAGCUCUGUGUCUGGGAGUGAAGCUGAAACUUUAGAGACCUGUUUUGUUCUGCUGGAUUAUGAAACACUGACUCUGUAUGCCUUGUAUAGCCAAAAAUAAAUGAUAACUAGUGGAAUGGUGUGUUAUACUCUAGCUCAGUCUAGCUACUAAGUUAUUUAAGGCCAAUAUUUAUAGCCUAUUGAAUCCUGAUAUGGUAGACAUAAUAUGAUACUCCGUGAUUAAAUAAAAUUACACCUCUGACCUGAAAUUACAGGUUAUUUGUGCAUGAAAACAAUGAGGUUUGAAUGUUAUGUUGGAAUGAACAUCUGUGCCAUAAGAUCUGUGGUAUUUCAGUGUGCAGUUUCCUGUGAAAAUAAAUAUUUUUAUGGGGUUUUUUUGGGUUUUUUUGGAGUAUGUUAUGCACUUGCAUGUUCCUCUGCUUACAGAGAAAGCUAGUACAAAGUAAAAAAUGUUGAGAGCAUUUUUAAUGUAAGGGUCU
This is a messenger RNA of Archocentrus centrarchus (flier cichlid), 1386 nucleotides long. Its product is annotated as secretagogin-like. NCBI's taxonomy places the organism in Eukaryota, Metazoa, Chordata, Actinopteri, Cichliformes, Cichlidae. The coding region runs from base 124 to 942 and encodes 272 amino acids. The transcript is spliced from 11 exons. Gene Ontology annotation, cellular component: terminal bouton; synapse; cytosol. Gene Ontology annotation, molecular function: calcium ion binding. Gene Ontology annotation, biological process: regulation of long-term synaptic potentiation; regulation of presynaptic cytosolic calcium ion concentration. The record is from RefSeq and is a predicted model, not a curated record.